Molecule: messenger RNA, 4397 nt
Organism: Photinus pyralis (common eastern firefly)
Lineage: Eukaryota; Metazoa; Arthropoda; Insecta; Coleoptera; Lampyridae
Product: glutamate receptor ionotropic, NMDA 2D-like
Biological process (GO): modulation of chemical synaptic transmission; synaptic transmission, glutamatergic; monoatomic ion transport
Cellular component (GO): postsynaptic membrane; plasma membrane
Molecular function (GO): transmitter-gated monoatomic ion channel activity involved in regulation of postsynaptic membrane potential; NMDA glutamate receptor activity
Source: RefSeq, a predicted model, not a curated record
AUGUUAGUUGCAAAUGAGCAGCUAAAUCGAAAGAAGUCCUCAGGCGAUUUGGCUCAUCAAAAGCGAGUGCACUUCGACACGUCGAGCGCCAGUUUGGUCAACGAAAUUACAACGGCAAUUAAGGUCUACGCAUACGGCGUGGAAGAUUUUAUAAACGACCCACGCAACAUAAAUCGGUCGCUUAAUACUCAGCUAUCUUGCGAAGGCGUUGGAGCGGCACGCUGGGAUACGGGAGAUCGUUUCUUUCGAUAUCUCCGCAACGUAAGCGUCGAAACGGAGGCGGGUAAACCAAACAUCGAAUUCACGCAAGACGGCGUUCUUCGUGCGGCGGAACUUAAGAUUAUGAAUUUGAGGCCGGGGAUAAGUAAACAGCUCGUUUGGGAGGAGAUUGGGGUAUGGAAGUCGUGGCAGAAAGAGGGUUUGGAUAUAAAGGAUAUCGUUUGGCCUGGCAACAGUCACACGCCUCCACAAGGAGUUCCAGAGAAGUUUCAUCUUAAAAUCACGUUUCUGGAAGAACCGCCGUACAUCAGUCUAUCGCCGCCGGAUCCGGUAACUGGAAAAUGCGCUAUGGAUAGGGGAGUUUCGUGCCGGAUUGCAUCGGAUGCAGAAAUUACCGAGGUGGAUAUGACCCUAGCGCACAGGAAUGGAAGCUAUUAUCAGUGCUGUGCGGGAUUUUGUAUAGAUCUCCUCGAGAAAUUUUCCGAGGAACUGGGAUUUACGUACGAAUUGGUGCGGGUUGAGGAUGGACGCUGGGGUACGAACGAGAACAGCAAGUGGAACGGUCUAAUCGCCGAAUUAGUUAAUAGAAAGACCGAUAUGGUGAUGACUUCCUUGAUGAUCAACGCUGAAAGGGAAGCAGUGGUGGAUUUUAGCGUUCCAUUUAUGGAGACCGGGAUUGCAAUCGUCGUUGCGAAACGAACGGGUAUCAUUUCGCCUACCGCCUUUCUGGAACCUUUCGAUACGGCAUCGUGGAUGCUUGUCGGGGUUGUGGCGAUACAGGCGGCUACAUUUACAAUAUUUCUUUUCGAAUGGUUAUCGCCGAGUGGAUUCAACAUGAAGCUUUCGCUGAAGCAGGUAAAGAGUUCGCCAUCUGCAUCGCAUCGAUUUUCUUUAUUUCGAACGUAUUGGCUAGUGUGGGCCGUGCUUUUUCAAGCGGCCGUACACGUCGACUCUCCGAGAGGCUUUACGGCGAGAUUUAUGACUAACGUUUGGGCCAUGUUCGCUGUCGUCUUCCUUGCCAUAUACACUGCCAAUCUUGCGGCGUUCAUGAUUACGAGAGAGGAAUAUUUCGAAUUUUCUGGAUUGGACGAUCAUCGUCUAUCCAGGCCGUUCUCCAAUAAACCGCCGACCUUGCGAUUCGGAACGAUCCCUUGGUCACACUCGGACUCGACGAUCGCAAAAUAUUUCAAAGAUAUGCACUCGUAUAUGAGAUUAUACAAUAAAAGUACAAUACUAGAAGGUGUAGCUGCGGUUUUAAAUAGCGAACUAGAUGCUUUUAUUUACGACGGAACGGUAUUAGAUUAUUUAACCGUUCAAGACGAAGACUGUAGAUUACUGACGGUAGGAUCCUGGUACGCGAUGACAGGAUACGGUCUAGCAUUCCCCCGCAAUUCCAAAUAUCUUAAGAUGUUCAAUAAAAGACUGCUCGAUUUUAGGGAAAACGGCGACCUCGAGCGUUUGCGAAGGUACUGGAUGACGGGCACCUGUAAACCUGGCAAGCAAGAGCAUAAGAGCUCGGAUCCAUUGGCGCUAGAGCAGUUCUUAUCUGCCUUUCUCCUGCUGAUGGCCGGAAUAUUACUGGCAGCGCUUUUGCUUUUUCUCGAGCACCUCUACUUUAAGUACGUGAGGAAGCAUCUCGCCAAAACUGAUCGGGGAGGUUGUUGCGCCCUGAUCAGCUUGUCGAUGGGUAAAAGCCUAACGUUUCGCGGUGCCGUUUUCGAAGCUCAAGAUAUACUUAGAAACCAUCGUUGCCGCGACCCAAUAUGUGAUACUCAUCUGUGGAAGGUGAAGCGAGAACUUGAUCUGUCGCAGAUGAGGUGCAAGCAGCUCGAAAAGGAAUUGGAGUCGCACGGAAUUAAGCCGCCGCCACAAAAACAGCAUCCUCAACGUAGCACCAAUUGUCUUAAGUCCUGCUUAAGUUCUUCGUCUGAUUCCUCAGAAGUGGUUAUAACGGCAGAGAAGGCGCGUGCGAGGUUAAAGAGUUUAAAUAUUGAUCAGAUGGGAAGCAAUACAGAUUUAUUUAGUUCUCCAACUGAAAUAGCAGAAAUGGAAACUGUUCUGUGAUGUACUUUCAACGUGAAAAGGAGCAACACCAAUCAUCUGUGUUAUCCUAUUACCCUAACAUAAGUAAAACUCUUAUGAUUGUGUGCCAAUUGUUAUCUAGUGUCAACCGAAAAAGAAACUCUAAAGGACUACAUGUACAUUUUUAUUUAAAAUACACCCCCUAUUGACAGGCUCAUGACAUUGUGUAGAUAGUCUGUUGGCUUUUCGGUUAUAUCGUUAUGACGAAAAAUGUUACAUAGGUAAAAUUAUAUGCACGUCGGGGUAUGGUUUUAAUUCGUCUCUCCGAUGUAAUACUUUCUUUUUUAAUAUACGUGGAACACUGAAAGCUUUAAUAGUAAUAUAGAUAUUUUUACCAAAAAGACCUACGUAACAUUUUGAUUCCGGUAUUGUUGUUGCUAAAAUGUUGUUGCUGUUAUUGUUGAUGUUAUCACUCCAUUCUCAUAGUAUAUAAUAUGUAAAUCGGUAGAUAGAAUUGCGAUUCAUAAUUUUACAUAAGGUAUUCAACUGAUUAAUUAUAAAUCUACCGCAGUAGAUGAAUCGAUCUAUCUUUUCUACUAAUUAAUUAACAUUUUCUCACUAUACACUAACAAGAGUGCAUUUCUUUGUUUUCUUGUAACGAAUUUCACAGGGUUUCGACCUUUUUUUUGCGCUUAAUAGACACGUUGCCGAAGGAUCCACGUCCUAAUGCAGGUAAACGUACUAACUAAUUUGUAAGUAUUAACACCUCACCCUGAAAAUUAAGUGGCUGGAAUCUCGCUCUGCGAACACCGUGAUUUAAUAGCUUUAAAUCAACUUAAAAUCGUGACUUUUUUAUUAGCCUUAGAAAAUGUAAAUAAUUUCUUGAAGGCAGUGUGAAAUUCGUUUUUGCUGGAUUGAUUUCGACCAAUUCAAUUAGCGGCCUAAUAUUAAUUUGCGAGGUGGAGAUAAUACAAAAAAAUGUUAGGCUAAGUGUGUUUCUUGAUAUUCAACUAUACUUAUUGGGACUUUUUUCUCUUUCACAUUAGGUACGUCACAACAUAUCAUUUUGAAUAAAAGAGAAAUGCAUUUGGCUAGAUCGUGUUCUGUUCUGUUAGUCUUUUCUGUAAUACAAAUUUGAUUUAAUAACAAAACUUUGUUUAACAUCUGGGUUUAUGUAGUUAUUAUAGGAUCAAACAGGUAUGCGAUGUAUGUACUUGUUAUUCCAUAAUUCAGUAAGUAUCGAUGUGACAAACGUCUGCUGUUCAAUAACAUUAACAUUUAAAGAAUACUGUAAAUAGUAUUGCAAUAAAUAAAUUAAUUAAAAGAGUCAAUAAAUCAUAAUAUAAAUGUAUUAAUAUUCUUUUAUUAAAUACAAAGGCACUAAAGCAACAUUUAAAAACAAGUUUAAAUUCCUUCUCGCUAAUUUUCCUCUUUUUUUACGUAUGUAUCAGAAAUGGUUUUGACUUUUCUAAUGCACAAGGUGAUUAAAUAAUUUGAAAUACAGUUCUUUUAAUCAUUUUAUUCAAUUUCUUUUUUAGAGUCAACUGGCGACAAUUACCAUGACCAUACUGGAGAUAGCACAGGGCCUAUCCAUCAUCUGAAAUUUUGCAAGGUACUUUGUUGUGAGGGUCUAAACACCCUCUGACACCCUAGCGUAGAGGCGUUGAGCCCGUCACCGCAAAAUCACCCCCUAAGUGGGGUAAAAUCUACCUUUUUUCACAUUUUUCUUAAUAACUCCAAAGCAUUUUAAUAAGAAAAAAUGUCAAGGGAUAAAAAUUGUAGAGAAGAAAAUUUCCUACCAUAUAUGUACGUCAAAUUUUUUAGAUGUACAGUGGCGCAGAUUUCAGCAACUCAUUCAACUACUUAAUCGAAAUAGUAUAGUAAUUCCUAAUAUUAGGUACUAUAAAACGCCGGAAACUGUUCACUUAGGUUGCCUACAACAUGAUGAAUUCAAUGCUGCCUGAAAGGGGUCUUCGAUGUGAUCCCCCGUAACUGUAAGCAACGACCCCCACCGCAAUCGUGAAUACGUGAAUUACGUACGUUUUUGCUCUUUCUGAAUUUUUAAAUAUGUUAUUAAAUUCUUUUUCUGAGGCCACAUUUAUUUUAAUCAAAGCAUACCAAAUAUUCAUGCACCAAGAUCGUUCGAAAAUAGACCA